Messenger RNA from Ylistrum balloti, 6256 nucleotides. RefSeq names its product dihydropyrimidine dehydrogenase [NADP(+)]-like. NCBI's taxonomy places the organism in Eukaryota, Metazoa, Mollusca, Bivalvia, Pectinida, Pectinidae. Gene Ontology annotation, molecular function: dihydropyrimidine dehydrogenase (NADP+) activity; NADP binding; iron-sulfur cluster binding. The record is from RefSeq and is a predicted model, not a curated record. Gene Ontology annotation, cellular component: cytoplasm; cytosol. The coding region runs from base 65 to 3175 and encodes 1036 amino acids. Gene Ontology annotation, biological process: uracil catabolic process; thymine catabolic process. The transcript has 23 exons.
GGUAUAUACGUCUCUGCAGAUAGUGACCAACGGGCUACACAGUUAAAGAGUUUAUGCCUCAACAAUGGCUGCUGUAGAUGUGAGUAGGGAUAUUCCCGAUAUUGAGAGUAUCUUGGCGCUGAACCCGAAAGUCCUUCACAGUGCUAGCCUGGUGCCUAGUGCUGUUACCAAACAGAACAAAAAACACUGGAAAAGAAACCAGGAGAAAGGAUGUUCGUCUUGUGAAUCUAAAGAGAAGAAUUUUUCUGAUAUCAAACACACAACUCUGAGUGAACGAGGAGCCCUGAGAGAAGCAUCCAGAUGUUUGAAAUGUGCAGAUGCUCCCUGCCAGAAAAGUUGUCCAACACAACUGGACAUCAAAACCUUUAUCACAAGCAUAGCAAACAAGAACUAUUAUGGAGCAGCCAAAGCCAUUCUGUCUGACAACCCCCUUGGCCUGACCUGUGGUAUGGUCUGCCCGACCUCUGACCUCUGCGUCGGUGGCUGCAACCUUUAUGCCUCGGAAGAAGGACCAAUCAACAUUGGUGGAUUACAGCAGUAUGCCACUGAAGUAUUCAAAGCCAUGAAAAUCCCCCAGAUCCGUGACCCAGGGUUGCCUUCUCCUGAUGACCUGCCUGAGAGUUUCCAGGCCAAGGUGGCAUUGAUCGGCUGUGGACCAGCGAGUAUCAGCUGUGCAACUUUCCUGGCACGCCUUGGCUAUUCAAAUCUGACCGUGUUUGAGAGGAAUGAUUAUAUAGGAGGACUAAGCUCCUCGGAGAUUCCUCAGUACCGUUUGCCCUACAGUGUGGUAAAUUUUGAAGUGGAAUUGAUGAAGGAUCUUGGGGUCAAGGUUGUGCAGGGCAAGGCGCUGUCUACUAGGGAUCUUACCCUGGUGGGCCUGAAGGAGCAGGGCUAUGAAGCUGUCUUCCUCGGGAUAGGCCUCCCAGACUCUAAGAGAAUUCCAAUUUUUCAAGACUUGACUGAAGAGAUGGGAUUUUACACCUCUAAGGAUUUUCUGCCCAAAGUCUCCAGAGCCAGCAAGGCAGGUAUGUGUGCCUGUAAGAGUCAGCUGCCAGCUGUAAAGGGGAAGGUGAUUGUCUUAGGUGCUGGCGAUACUGCAUUUGAUUGUGCCACUUCAGCCUUACGUUGUGGGGCCAAGAAAGUGUAUGUGGUGUUCAGGAAGGGAUUUACAAACAUCAGGGCCGUACCAGAAGAGAUGGAGCUAGCUAAGGAAGAGAAAUGUGAGUUCCUGCCCUUCAUGUCGCCCCGUCAGGUGAUGAAGAAGGGAGGACGUGUGUCAGGGAUGGAGUUUGUGCGCACCGAACAGGACGAUGAUGGAAACUGGGUCGAGGAUGAAGAGGAGACUAUCAGGAUCAAGGCAGACUACAUCAUCUCUGCGUUUGGAUCUGGAUUGUCAGAUUCUGAGGUGGUGGAGGCUAUGAAGCCUAUCAAGUUCAACAACUGGGGUUUACCAGAGGUCAACUCUGACACCAUGACGACAAGUGAACCCUGGGUAUUCUGUGGGGGUGACUUGGCUGGUGUGGCCCAGACCACAGUGGAAUCGGUCAACGAUGGCAAGACAGCUUCCUGGUACAUCCACAAAUACCUACAGUCUCUCCAUGGUCUACCUGUUCCUGGAGUCCCAAGUCUGCCAAAGUUCUUCACAGCCAUUGACAGUGUCGAUGUGGGAGUGGAAGUGUGUGGUCUAAAGUUCCCCAAUCCAUUCGGUCUAGCUAGCGCGCCACCUACAACCAGCAGUGCCAUGAUUCGCAGGAGCUUUGAACAGGGUUGGGGGUUUGCCCUCACCAAAACAUUUGCUCUGGACAAGGAUAUUGUGACAAAUGUUUCUCCAAGGAUUGUACGAGGGACAACCUCUGGUCACCUGUUUGGUCCUGGUCAGGGUGCAUUCCUCAACAUAGAGCUAAUUAGUGAGAAAACUGCUGCUUACUGGUGUAAGAGUGUCACUGAACUGAAGAGGGACUUCCCUGAUAAGAUCCUGAUAGCCAGUAUCAUGUGUGCAUACAGUAAGGAUGACUGGAUGACAUUGGCAAAGAUGGCAGAGGAAUCUGGAGCUGAUGCACUGGAGCUGAAUCUAUCAUGUCCACAUGGUAUGGGGGAGAGAGGCAUGGGACUGGCCUGCGGACAGGAUCCUGAGAUGGUUAGAAACAUCUGUCGCUGGGUACGAGAUGCCAUCAAGAUCCCUUUCUUUGCCAAGUUGACACCAAAUGUCACCAAUAUUGUCCACAUAGCUAAAGCUGCAUAUGAAGGCAAGGCGGAUGGGGUGACAGCAACAAAUACAGUGUCAGGACUGAUGGGACUCAAGGCCAGUGGAGCUGCAUGGCCGAACAUUGGCAAGAGCAAACGUACCACAUAUGGUGGGGUGUCUGGUAAUGCUAUUCGUCCUAUUGCCCUACGAGCUGUGUCGGCCAUAGCCAAUGCUAUCCCAGGGUUCCCCAUUCUGGCUACCGGAGGGAUUGAUUCUGCUGAAGCUGGUCUCCAGUUUCUACAGGCAGGAGCGUCAGUAUUACAGGUGUGUAGUGCAGUACAGAACCAGGACUUUACCCUUAUUGAGGAUUAUGUGCUGGGUUUGAAAGCCCUGCUCUACCUGAACAGUCUGGAGGACCUUUCUAACUGGGAAGGUCAGAGUCCCCCUACUGCACGCCACCAGAACGGCAAACCUGUGGUUAAACUGGCAGAUCUUGUUGGCCAGAAACUCCCAUCUUUCGGUCCAUAUGCCCAGAAGAGGGCUGACAUAUUGGCCAAACAUUUCAAAGAGGUUGAUAUUCUUGGUGAGGAAUUCCAGCCUGAUCCCCUCCGUCCGGCUAACGUACCAAAGAAACCUGUUCCAAGUGUACAGGAGGUCAUUGGUAAAGGCCUGGAAAUGAUUGGAUCAUACGGAGACUUGAACAAUAAGGAACAGGUGGUGGCCCUUAUUGAUGAGGAUAUGUGUAUCAACUGUGGCAAGUGUUACAUGACUUGUAAUGACUCUGGUUACCAGGCUAUCAAGUUUGACCCCCUUACUCACCUGCCACAUGUCACUCAGGACUGUACAGGGUGUACACUGUGUCUGUCUGUGUGUCCAAUCAUUGAUUGUAUCACCAUGGUGAAUCGUACAGAACCCUACAUACCAAAACGAGGGAUUCCUCUUAACACUGGCUACAACACCAUGCCUGGAGUUCUUCUGGAGACUAACUAAGGACAAUGUCCUCAUUCACAUUGUUAACACCUACAUACUUCUCUCAGUGAUACAUGAACUAGGGAAGGUUUCCAUGCCCGUUUACUUCAGUCAGUGAUACAUGAACUAGGGAAGAUGUUCACGAGCAUACACUACAGUAUACUCACAGUAACAGGCUAACUCAGGACUGUAUCUACACCUUCACAGACUAACUAGGGGGGUGCCCAUGACCUCACAGUAAUUUGCUCACUAUGGAGGGUGUCCAUGUUCUCAAAUAACAAGCUAGGGAGGAUCUCCACUCCUACAAGCUUUUGUAACUUUUAUAGGGAGAGUGUCCAUUUCCUGAGAAUAGAGACUAACUUGGGAGGGGGUCCAUGUCCUCGCAUUAUUAAACAGAGACAAAAGUAACAGAAUGAGGACAAAGUUUUGGUAAAUAUUUGUAUACGUACUGACAGGUAGAUUACAAAAGUAUGCAAGAGUUAUUUCCCUUACACUGAAAAGUGUCCUAUAGCCAAUAGUUUAUCCAUUACCCCAGUUACAUAAGACAGCUAGUCAGAAUUUUAUAUUUAAUGUCUAUUGUAUCAUUGGAUGGGACCACAUUGGAGAGAUCAUUUUGAUGAUAUUUUUUAUAAGGGCUAUUAAUCAGAAGUUAAGUUUCAUAUAUUGUCCAUUGUUUACACUAAAAAUGCCUUACUAAGCCCCAAUAUACAAAACUUUCACUAAAAUAGUGAAGAGAAAAUACAUUCUAUUUACAGCAAUAUUGUGAAAAUUAACUUAACUGAGAAAUAUUGAAGACGAUAUGGUACGAUUGUUUUCAUAUCAAAACUGAAAAAUUACUUGUUGUAAACAUGCCUCCAUUUACCAUCUUUGCAGAAGCAAUGUUGUAAAAUAUUUUUGACCUUUCCAUGAGAGAUUAAUAUUUACUAUAUAAACAAAUAUACACUCUAUUUAGAUGACACAGUGAGCCCUUGAAUGACUAUACACCUGCAUUCUACCUUUGAUAUGAGCUUGCAGCACGUGUGACAUCUCACUUUACCUGUUAACAUGCCUACUACACCUGGUCAUUUGACCAGGCAGAUUGGUUACCUAAAUUUGUUUUUUUUCACAACGACCUUCUGAACUUUGUAUGAUAUUGGUUUGCAUUUUAAGUGGAAGUCUUUUUUAUUAAUCUUGGCUUUUUUAUAUCCCACCACCAAGAUUUCCCUCAACUUAUGUAUGUUUUAAUGUUAUCUUUGUAUAAUAAUGUGGAAAUUUUCUCAGAAAUUUUCUGAAUUUUGUAAAUUUGCCAAAUGAUUGAUGUAUUGGGGCAUUAAGUAAAAUUGGUUUGAUAUCAGAACUUCUUCGUUCAAACCAGUUCUUAUUAUGAAGAUGUUUAGGUUUUUUGUUAAGGAGAUACCUACGUUUGUUGGUAUUUAAUAAUGAAUUUUGAUGGAGAUAUAUACAUCUCUGAUGUUGUAGAAUUACACUGAAAAAAAUAAAGUUGCUAGUUAGUUUUGUAUACAAGUAAAAAUGUUAUAUAUAUGAAUACUUAUACAGUACAAUUAUAUACAAUUAUAUGUCUAACAGUGUCAUGUUAUAUUAGUUGUAGGACAUUCAGUUCAAGUUUUCUUCUUAUUGUUAUUUGUCAGUUAUCAGUUAUAAUAACGAGACAUAGAAUUGAAAUGAUAUGUAAAUUGCACUGGAGUUGAACUGUGGUGUUUUGGUUUUUGACUGAUGAUGCCAGUGAAAUGCCUGUAUUGAUGUAUGCCUUGUUUUGUAGCCAGUUUAAAUAGUUUUUUUUUACGUCUUUAUAGAAUGUUUGUUGAAUUUUUUUUUUCAUUGCAAAGACAAUCUUAAGACUUUGUCAUGGAGUGACUUAUUGAGGACAUCACAAUAGUGUUAAGACAUAAGUGUCGUAUAAUAUUGACGGCAUGAUAAAACAGGCCAGUUAUAUAUCUAUAUAAUGUAAUUAUAAGUUCUAAUACCCCUUAGAUUUAUACCUACACUCUUUCUGAAAUUGAAUUUUUAAAAUUGAGAAAUUUAUUUACGGUCAUGUUCAUGGUCUGGAGGGGAACAUUUCAAGAUGGUAAUGAUGAAAACACUGUAUGGUAGUACUGACAAUCUGGUCUCAAUACUCCAUACGAGGAGAUCUCGAUACAGAGAGGCUCAACAUCAUCUAUAAAAAACAUACAAAUGAGAUUUAAAAUGUAUGAAAUAUUUAUCCAAAUUUGAUAUUGAUUGGAAUUUGAAUUUUACGAUGUGAAUUAGGAUGGAAGAAAUUUCCAUUUUUCUACUCGCUUUUCUCGUUCCUAUGUAACUCAUUGCGUUGACAGUUGUAUCUUGAUGUUUCCAUGGAGUAGAUUCUGCAUCUAAUUUAUACAGUAAAUAUCAAAAUAUUGGUUCAAAACUAAAAUUCUUUUUUACAUAGAUGAUGUUUCAACAAAAAAUUUUGUUAGCCUGAUUAACGCAGGAUUUCAUUUAAGUACAGCUUAUCAUUAAAAUAUUAACAGGAAACAGUAUAAAUGAAUAUUUAAACAUUUAACAUGACAGUACCCCUACUUAUAUUUUUUCAUUUUCUCAUAUAUAUGUAUUUAGGUUUUUUUGGACAUAGUCACCACUUUCAUAUGUGUAACAAUUAAGUGAACAUUGUCUUUCCAGUUCCAGAUAAAGGCAUAGAAAUCCAGUUUGUGAAUGCCUGGUUCUUUACAUAUAUGUUCCGUCAACUUUUCCCCUCCAGACCAUGUAUAUAAGUGCUAUUUUGAUAAUUUGAAUUUGAACUUUACACGUACAUAGUAAGGAUGUAUUGUACAUGUUGUUGAGUACAUAUAUACAAGCUAUAUAUGCAAGGUUGAACAUGAGCAGCAUUCAAGAUUCGGCUAAAUGUUUCAUACUAAGAACAUAUAUUUUGUACAUUUGCUACUUGGCAUAUUUUAUGAGCUGUAGUUUGUAAGAGUUAUCCCCCUUUAAAUACUCCUUGCUGUUUUUUUCCCCAUGUGUUAUUUCAAACUCGGAACUCUUUGAAAGAUGAUGUUUGUACAAAAACUUCAAAAUUACAUUUUGUUGAUGUUUUUUUUUAAUUGAUUUACAAGCAUUGGAUCUUUUCAAAUAAAGUGCCAGAUUAGU